AAGGGGGAUGAUGAGGGUUAAAGAAAAAAGACAACAGAGACUUGUGUAAUUUCACAGUAUGGGGGUUCACUGCCUCAGAGCGGGCAAAGACAAAGUCCGAGCUUUACUGUGUCCACAGGGAGCAUCCGAGGGCUCACUGGGUGGCCAUAAUCUCAAUGAUGAGGAUCUUAGAAUCGGAGGGAGUACGGGAUGACUCAGAGGAUGGUGGUAACCGUAUGACGAUGAGGGUCUUAUGCUGAGGAGGAUCUUAGGUCAGUGAGGAGCUGACGUGCGUUAGCACAGUGAGGAGCACAGUGUUCUCACAGCAGUGGGUGGGACGAGUUAAGCUGAUGAGGAAUUGGUCCCUCCCCAGGUGAAACCUUCCUCUUUGUAUUACUUUUCUCCCAGAGAAGCAGGAUGACUUCACUUGAUGCAGUCCUGCCCCUGAGUGUCCCAGCAACACAGGACCAUUGAGGCUUCAGCUGUGACCAGAGGCGAAACAACAAAUGGCUCCGACACUCCCCUCCUCCAGCAGCUGAUGCCAGCGUUCUUCCACCUCUGCCCUGCUCCCUGCAACCACAGACCAAACUUCUGCUCAUACGGACUUGUCCUUUCUGGAAUGUCAAGUAAAUGGAAUCACAGAACAGGUAGCCUUUUGCACCUUGCUACUUCCAGCUUGCCCGAGAUGUUUGAGAUUCAGUCAGUCCCGUUACUGUGAACACUGCCUGCUGAACAGCAUUCCAUAGUAGGGUGGACCAUUCUGACGCCAUCUUGGGAGCAAAGAAAGAAAAAACUGACUUUGACCAAACUGACCCUGAGCUGCUUGAGUUUACUAGAACGAACUUCAUUGCAUUUUCUCCCGCUGGGCCAAGUUAGGUCCCGAAUGACAGACAGAGUUUGUUGUUACAGAGGGACAGACAGAUACAGAUAUGGUGUCACUUCCUGCAUCCCCAGAUCUGCAGAUUGUGAUGCUCAAAUUCCCGUUUUUGUCUUGUUUCAGUUUGGACAGUAUGACCCCCAGCUGGCCCGAGUGAGUGAGGGCCUGGCUCAGAGUUCUUCUCCCGGGCCUUUGUGACACCGUGCUGAGUCACAGAGGUUCUGCGUGUCCCCAGGAGGAGCCCUGGCCCCUUUCCUGGUGAUUCCCUUGCCCCCUGGGCAGAGUUUUGCUCCAGUUGGGUUGAUGGGGAAGGAUGGAGUUUCUUGGAACCACUCAGACUGCCAGUUACUGCGGCCCCAAGAAAGGCCGUGACUCAACCCAGAGGCCCCCUACUGUGCAGGCCCCCGUGAUCCAGGAGUGCUACCAGCCUUAUCAUCUGCCCGGGUACCGCUACCUCAACUCAUGGAGACCUAGCCUGUUCUACAAGAUUUCCACGGCCCAGACCUGUCCCACUGAGUGUCGCAGCAGCGCCCAGCGUCCACCCACUGUCCUGCCUGCGCUCCGCUCUGCACUAUUCUGUCGCUACAGUCCCCAUGACUGGGACCAGUCCAACCAGCUGCAGAUCCGCGGGGCGGAGGCCUCACGGCUGUGGGCCAGCCGCCUGACAGGUGAUUCCAUGCAGCUAAUGCAGGACAAGGAGCAGCUGACAUGCCAGAUGCAGAAGAGAACCUCCUGGAACCUGGGCCAGAGGUUGUCGGACAUUGGCUUCUGGAAGUCCGAGUUAUGCUACGAGCUGGAUCGGCUGCUGGCCGAGUACCGCAACCUGGAGACCGUCAAGAGGCGGCUGGAGUGUGCGGCUGAGGAGGUGAAUUGUCCCCUGCAGGUGGCCCUGGAGUGUCUAUACCUUCGUGAGAAAAGGAUCGGGAUAGACCUGGUCCAUGACAGUGUGGAGAAGAACCUCAUCCGGGAGGUAGAUUUGCUAAAAUGUUGCCAAGAACGGAUGAGACAGUUCGCUCAAAGAGUUGAUAUCCAGAUGCGGGAUAACCGAGAUGCUCAGCACGCUCUGGAGAGGGACCUUGAGGACAAAAACUCAGCCCAGUUCAUCGAUGAGAAGUGCUUCAACCUGAGAAACACGUCAGACUGCAUCAGCUACUUCCAUGGCAUGGAGAAAGUUGAUGGCACGGUCUCUGUGCCUGAGACCUGGGCCAAGUUCAGCAACGACAACAUCAAGCACUCUCAGAACAUGCGGGCCAACUCCAUCCGCCUGUGGGAGGAGGCCGAGCACCUCUUUGAGAGUCUGUCGGAUCAGAUGUGGAAGCAGUUCACGGACACCAAUCUGGCCUUCAACACCCGCAUCUCCGAGGAGACCGACGUGAAGAAUAAACUGCAGACGCAGCUGGCGAAGAUGCUGCAGGAGAUCUUCCAGAUGGAAAACACCAUCAUGCUGCUGGAGAGGUCCAUCAUGGCCAAGGAGUGCCCACUGAAGGUGGCCCAGACGAGGCUUGAGUGCCGGAGCUGGCGCCCCAAUGUGGAACUGUGCAGGGACAUCCCGCAGUUCAAACUCGUGAAUGAGGUGUUCGCCAUCGACGACACUCUGCAGACCCUGAAGCUGAAGCUGCGUGAGGCACAGGACACACUGCAGCUGCUGGUGAUGACCAAGUCACGGCUGGAGCAUGAGCUGGCCAUCAAGGCCAACACCCUGUACAUCGACAAGGAGAAGUGCAUGGCCAUGCGCAAGACCUUCCCCAGCACCCCUCGCCUGGUUGGCUAUACCUGUGCUGUCCCCUGCGUGGGGCCUUGCACCCCCUGCUCUGCCCCAGUUCGCUAAACUGCGUGAAGUUUGAAAAGGCUGGAAACAAAAUAAAAGAGUCAUUUUCUCCUUUUCUUCCUUUCAUGAAAAUACAGAUAAAGAGGCAAAAUAAAUGUGUCCAAGUCAAAGCUCCUGGAGCUCCUCUUUGCUGCAGACAGCUCUGUGGAAGGCCUUGGGGGAGGCAGACUUUGAUCCCUGGAGCCUUGUGAGACUUGGAGCUUUUCCAGGAAUAAAAGAGACAGCCUUCUUUCUCUCCCUCCCUCCCUUCCUCUCUUCCUUCCUCCUU
Molecule: messenger RNA, 2952 nt
Organism: Fukomys damarensis (Damara mole-rat)
Lineage: Eukaryota; Metazoa; Chordata; Mammalia; Rodentia; Bathyergidae
Gene: Tekt5
Product: tektin 5
Exons: 8
Coding region: 1170-2684 (504 amino acids)
Biological process (GO): cilium movement involved in cell motility; cilium assembly
Cellular component (GO): microtubule cytoskeleton; sperm flagellum; nucleus
Source: RefSeq, a predicted model, not a curated record